GAGAGAGAGAUAGAGUGUGUGUGUGUGAGAAGCGGAAAGUCAAGCUUGCGCGCUGCUGGAAGUUUGCAGGCUGCACACUGGUGCUUGUCGGCGCGAGCGCUUUUCCUCGCGCUCUGGUUUGUUCUCUGACGUCUCGCGCGGCGGUAGUGGUGGUGGUGCGCGUGCUGUCUUUAUUUUUUUUAUUAUUGUUUUUUUUCGUUCUCUUCUUUCCAUGCGCGAUCAGAGGCGCGGAAGUUUGGGAGCGCGGUGGCCGAGCAGGUAGCCUCCUGCUGAGGAGACACACGCACAGGAGCACUCGAUUCCUCUUUCCCCGGCUCUUCACCGCCGCUUCGCCUCUAACCAACCGGCUCAUGAGCAAGAAUAAAGUUCAAUGGUGUCAUAUUGUUCGUGAGGAGCGCCGGAGCAGCAGCAGGGCGGCAGGAGAAUGGCUUCAAGUGAGCUCUGGAUGUUAUACACCAAGAAAGAUGUUAUCUACCUGCAGCAGUGUCUGGAGGCUUUUGUGGCAUCCUACGAGAAGAUCAUCGAUGUGCAGUCCCUGGAGCCACGCCGUCUGGAGGAGUGGAAUGCUGAGGUGCCUGUGGUGCCGCGAGAUUUUCUUGUGUUCCUGGGAACGCAGCUAUGGCACAGCAUCCUGCAACUGUCCGGUCAGGAGCAGAGCAACAGCACACCUCACCCGCUGCUCCUCAUCAAGUUCUUCAUCAUCAUCUGCAGGAACAUGGAGAAUAUUGACCCUGACAAGACCCCUGGCUUUGUGAUCGAAACCAUCAAGCUGUUAAGCUUCUGCCUCAAUCAGAUAAAAAAGAAGCCUGAAGAGCAAAGCAGUCUGCAGUCAGUGGUACAGCAUUGCCUGCUGCUCUGUGAAAACCUCUUUGACCCUUAUCAGACAUGGAGGAGAAGGCAGGCAGGUGAGGAGGUCAGCAUGCUGGAAAGGAGCAAAUAUAAAUUCUCCCCUCUCUCCCUGCCAGAGGAGCUACCUGCAUUCUUUCAUGAGUGCCUGCAGGAGAGCGAGCAAAUUCCCGAUCCACUAUUGCUGCGGUUGGUGCAUCUACAAGGUGCUGUCACUAGCGGGUGCAAGAAGAAUGGCCUGCUCUCCAUCACACCCCACGCUGUGGAGGAUCUCAUGUCUGUGCUGCGCUCCUGGUGUCUCCGUCCCGCCCAAGACAAGCCCAAGGACCCGCAAGUGUUGCGCCUGACGCUGCGCUGCCUGACUGCCAUGAUCCACUUGCUGCACAGCAGCAGCCCUGCCGAAAGACAGGUGGAGAUUAAGACUGUGCUCAGCAACUAUUUCCAGCUGCUCAACUGGAACAGACCACCAGCUAGUGAGCAUGCAGACGGCUCAGCCUGGGAGGAGAGCAUCAUCACCCUGCAAACACACAUGCUAAAUGCCAUCCCGGAGAUUCUGCAGUGUCCCGACCGACCCGUGCUGCAGGCCAUUUUUCUGAACAAUAACUGUUUCGAGCACAUUCUUCGCCUCAUCCAAAACAGCAAGCUCUAUCAGAGCAGCAGGGGUAGAACAGAGUAUGAGGCUCAGUGCGAACUCACCAUGCGUUUGCUCACAGAAGCUGAAGUGGAGCAGGUCUGGGAAAAAGGUUCUGACUGCAUUACAGUGCAUGCCAUUGGAGUCCUUACUGCCAUCAUGAGCAGCUCACCAUCUGCCAAGGAGGUCUUCAAGGAGCGCAUAGGCUACUCUCAACUCUUUGAUGUAUUAAAAAGCCAAGGGCAGCCAACUAAAAGGCUCCUCCAGGAGCUCAUGAGCAUGGUAUGCAAACUCGCUCACAGUUCAGCUGUCCCGCUGGGAAUCAGUAACGAGCAGCCCCUGCUCCUGCUUCUGCAGUGGCUUCCUGACCUAGGUUCUCGCUCUCUGCAGCUGCUGGUGUGUGAAUGGCUGUUGGCCGUGUGUCGCGGUUCUUUGGCGUGCCGCUCUGUGGCCGUGGAAGCCGGCUUGGUUGAUGUUGUGCUGGAUGUGCUGAACCAGGGUCCCGAGCGGCUUGAGCGCCAGUGUGCAGACGCUCUGUUGGGCCUGGUCCAGGAGCUCGGCUCACUCUCACUGCGCCCUCAUCACCUGAAGAGACUUUUAAGGCUGCUGCGCACAAACUCAGGCUCAUCGCCUCAUCCCUAUUGCACUCGCGCCGUACGGGCACUCGCUGCAAUGGCUGCGCACACCCACACGGGCAACAGAGCUCUGCAGUACUUUGACCUUUCGCCGCCUAUGGCUGGCAUCAUGGUGCCCGCCAUUCACCGCUGGCCGGGUAACGGCUUUGCGUUUCACGCCUGGCUGUGUCUCAACACCAACUUUCCUCCUCCAGUUCAGCAACACCACUCAGAGUCACACGUCAAUGUCCCUGAUAAUACACUCCGCAUGACCAAGGGUCCUCGCCGCAAGCAGCUCUACAGUUUCUUCACGGCAAGUGGGACAGGGUUUGAGGCUUUCUUCACCAUGGAGGGAGUACUGGUGGUAGCUGUGUGCACCAAGAAGGAGUACAUGGCAGUUUCACUGCCUGAAAUUCCCCUCAACGAUGGUGUCUGGCACUCCUUAGCUAUAGUGCACAUCUCAGGUCGAAGGCCGUUCGGACAGAACCUGGUCACCAUCUAUGUGGACGGAAACUCGUGUAAGACAGCACAGCUGCGCUUCCCUACACUCAGUGAGCCCUUUACAUCCUGCUGUAUUGGUUCAGCGGGUCACCGCACCACCACCACCACUACCUCCCCGACUCUGCCUGUCCCGGUACACUCACCUGAGCUGGCAUUCUCCAUGUCCGCUGGUCCUCCAGCUCUCACCCGCUCUCAGUCUUUUCCAGCCUCGUUUGCUGCAGGAGGGGGAGGACGCUGGAGUUUGGGCAGAGAUGUCCCUGUCUAUACCAUUCCUGCAGGACUACAGGACACAGAGUGGGGCUCACCAUCAUCACUGGAUGGCCUGCUGGCCACAGCCUUUAUCUGCCACGAAGCACUGCAGCCUGCACAGACACGUGCACUCUAUAUGGCUGGUCCCAAUAGCGUGUCCCUGUUUAAAGCGGAUGGAGAACUCUCAGAGCUCUGCAGUAAACUCCUCUUAUACUACACACCUCAGGCCUGUAAAAACCAGAUCUGUCUGGAUCUGUCUCCCAACCAUACGUAUGACGGCAGACUAACUGGACACAGGGUUGUCAACUGGGACGUCAAGGGUGUGCUGAACUGUGUUGGUGGAAUGGGGGCUUUGCUGCCCCUCCUAGAGCAGGUGUGUGUGCUGGAGCAGGGUGACAAUGCUGGGCAGGAGACCUCUGACCUGCUGGGACCAGAUCUCACUUCCUCCAGGGGUCCUGCAGGCAUGUUGCUCCCCCUGGGAAAAUCCUGUGAAGGCCGUUUGGAAAGGAACAGCGUGGCCGCUUUUCUUCUCAUGGUUAGAAACAUGCUGCGCAAUCACCCGGUCAAUCAAGAAAGUCUCCUCCAGUGCCAUGGGCCACCCAUCAUCGGAGCCAUGCUCAGCAAGGUGCCCAGCAGUAUGAUGGAUAUGAGUGUGUUAAUGGCAUGUCAGCUGCUACUGGAGCAGGUCUCCAGUGAUGGCAACAGCGCUCUGCUGUCUCAGCUCUACCAGCACCUCCUGUUUGAUUUCCGCAUCUGGAGCCACUGUCACUUUGCAGUCUGCCUCGGCCAUGUGCAGUAUCUGUCCUCUGUCUUGAAGGAGGGCAAGCAGAGGACACGCAGAAAGUAUGGCGUUCAGUACAUCCUGGACUCCAUUCGGUCACACUACAGUGUGGAGAAGGAUGGCAGUGCUCUGUCAGAUGAGAAGAAGACAGUGCAGACAUCACUCUUUGAUCUACUGAAAGAUUUCCUUUUGAAGUCUCCCACUACGAGGGAGCUGCACAGUAUUCUGGCUUACACUGUAGUAGUACAAGACCAGCAGCAGGCGAUCAUGCUGUUGGAUGUUUUGUAUGCUGUGUUGAGGAGCAGCCCUCAGGCUCUGUCUGUGCUCCUGGAGUGGGGUGUGGAGCAGCUCUACUGUCUGCUACUGAAGCCCAGCUUUAGUGAUGAAGCACGUGAAAGAGUGUUCAGGAUCAUGUACAAAGUGCUGAAGAGCGAACGAGUCCCAGAGCGUGGAAAACAGCGCAUCAAGCUGCGAGAGCCCACCUACCUGGGCCUGGUCUGCUUCCUGCAAGAGGUCCCAGUCACCAUGACAGUCGUCCGCUGCCUGUACGAGCAGGUGCUGGCUACAGAUCAAUCACCCAGCUUCAAAGACCUUUUGGCAGUCGUGUACCUGUCCCAUCGAGCUGAUCUCACCGUCCGACUGGAUAUAUGUCGCAAGCUUUUCUACCUGAUCUACUCCAACGAGGACUACAUAAAGCAGCUGGCCCGGCAGCCUGGCUGGCAGAAUGUUCUAACUAAACUCUACAUCAAAGAGUCCUAUGAAUCUUGCACCGUCAGCAUAUCCAGCCCUCACACUUCCCUGGAGCCUACUUCUUCCAGGCCUCUGCUACGAAGGGAUGAAAGCAUGCUAGACGUCCCUCGGUCUGACGUCUUCAUCCCCUACAGCUCCCAGCGAGAGGAAAUAGAGGAGGACGAGGAUGAAGAAGAAGAUAGAUCCCGCGAAAUUACAGAAGGUUUUAUGGAAUUGUCACAGUCUCCACCUGCAGGAGGUCAGCUGAAGAGCUUCGGUGACUCCAUGAACUUCAAGUCUUUUGACUCGGUGGAACAGGGCAGCCGCUCGUCAUCCCUGUCCAACAUGGUGGACGCGCCAUCCACGUCACAGCUGUUGGAAGAAGAGGAUGAGGGUCUCUAUCAGCCGAUCUCACCAUUCGGUACCUCGCCGCUGGAGCUGGAGCUGGGAGGACAUAGAGGAUUGCAGACUCCAGAUACGCCGUCUCCACUAGACCAUAACAAGCCUUUUCUUGGCCUCAGAGCACGCAAGAGCUCCAGUUUGUCUAAUGUGCUGGAUGACACCAGCUACUGCACUGAGCCUCCAACUGCUGAUACCAUCUCCAACAACUCCAACCCACAGCAGGCCCCAGAGGAGGAGUUGUGCAACUUGCUGACUAACGUUGUGUUUCGAGUUCUGUGGACUGGCACAGAAGGCACGGAGGAUGCAGUGUGGAGAGAGAGAGGGCAGGUUUUUUCGGCUCUCACCAAACUGGGCUCUUCCUGGCAGCUCGUGCGCCCCCCGGAUGAUAUCAAGCGCAGUCUUCUGGAGAUGAUGCUGGAGUCGUCUCUUUCAGACCUGCGGGACUCCCAGGGCAUGUCUUUGCCUCAUAUUCCAUCCUUGCUUCGCCUCCUCAGGCUGCUGCAGGACUUCCUGUUUGCCGAGGGCACGGAUAAUCAAACACUGUGGAGCGAAAAGAUCUUUGAGGGAGUGGUGAAUCUGCUCGAUAGGCUGCAGGCAUGGCACACCACUUCUACAACAGCUGGUGCUGCAGAGCUCAAACGGAUGGCCCAGAUUGGCCUGUGGAUAAUUACUGGCUACAUACAGCAACAGAGCUCGCAGGUGUGCGAGAUGGCAUGCGUGAAACUGCACAGUCUACUGCAGACAGUUUUGUGCCUCUCAUGGGAGGAGGUCUGUUUCCUGUUGGGCCGUCUGGGUGCCACUCUGUGGCCUGUAGAAAGUAUAGCUCUGAUGGCUGGCACAGCGGGUCUAGAGGCAGUGUUGAGGCCACUAGUGCCAGUGGUGCGCACACUCCUGGAUCAGCAUGCUGACCCAACCAAGCUGCAGCUGCUUCUGCCAAGCCUGCCUCCCACCAACGGCAGUGCCACCUUUGCCCAGGACCUGCUGUCCUACUGCAGCACAGCCGAGUGGCAGCUCUUCUACUGCAACCAUGUGAAACCCACCAUGCAACAGUACGAGUUGGAUACUUUUGGAAAAAGCCACGACUUGCUGUCCAACUUCUGGAACUCGUGUUUUGACGACCUAAUGAGCACCGCCGAAAAGAACAACAUGGACAAAGCCGGUGUCAGAGCCAAGUUUCAGGAGUUGAUAGUAGACCCAUACCUGAGGCGCGUACGCAUUGAGAACGGACGCUAUGUGGGUGCACAGAAGCUAAACAACAGCCAGCAGGGGGUGGUGUGGAAGCACUGGAAAUCCCUUCGCAGGCUGCUCACCAGUGAGAGAGGAGCUUGGGCAAACAGGGAUCAGCCAGAAGUGAAGUGGAAGCUGUCUAGUGCAGAGACGUACUCCAAGAUGCGUUUAAAGCUCGUGCCCAACUACAACUUCGACUCUCACAGCGAGGCUAGCGCACUUCGGGAUAACAUGGGUGCCGAAAGCCCUCGCAGCUCCACCGAGCCCCUCCCACUGGCUGUAGCUAAAGAAGCUAAAGUAAGUGACAUGGAAGAUGACCAGCUGGAGGAAGAAGACCUUCUAUUUAUUGACAGCCAGGCGGAGGAGGUGGAGGAGGAGAGCCAAAAGGAAAAGCUUGUGCUCUCUGAGGACUGUGAGCUCAUCACUAUAGUAGCUGUGGUGACGGGGCGCCUUGAAGUUACUACACACCACAUCUACUUUUAUGAUGCCAGCAAUGAGAAGGAGGAGACAGAGGAGGGCAUAGGUUUCGAUUUCAAGCGCUCACUAAAUCAGCUGAGAGAAGUCCACCUGAGACGCUACAACCUGCGGCGCUCGGCGCUCGAGCUUUUCUUUAUCGACCAGGCUCACUACUUCAUCAACUUCAGGAAGAAGGUGCGGAACAAAGUCUACACCAGGAUUCUUGGCCUCCGGCCUCCUAAUCUGUUUUACUUCGGCUCCCGGUCUCCUCAGGAACUUCUCAAAGCCUCCAAUCUCACUCAGAAAUGGGUGUGCAGAGAGAUCUCCAACUUUGAGUAUCUCAUGCAGCUCAACACCAUUGCAGGUCGCACCUAUAACGAUCUCUCUCAGUACCCUGUGUUCCCCUGGGUGCUAUGUGACUACACAUCUAGUGUACUGGACUUAGAAGAUCCGGCUGUGUUCAGAGAUCUGUCUAAACCCAUUGGAGUGGUGAACCCUCGUCAUGCCCAGGAUGUCAGAGAGAAGUACGAGAGCUUUGAAGACCCCGCAGGCACCGUUGAUAAGUUCCACUACGGCACACACUACUCCAACGCAGCAGGAGUCAUGCACUACAUGAUCCGCAUGGAGCCUUUCACCAGACUCCACAUCCAGCUGCAGAGCGGCAAGUUCGACUGUGCAGACAGACAGUUUCACUCAGUAGCAGCAGCAUGGCAGGCUCGUAUGGAAAGCCCAGCCGAUGUGAAAGAGCUCAUCCCCGAGUUCUUCUACUUCCCAGAAUUCCUGCAAAACAUGAACGGGUUCAAUUUGGGCUGUCUUCAGGUAAAUCAGGACCAAGUGAAUGAUGUGGUGCUGCCAAACUGGGCUUCUUCAAGAGAAGAUUUCAUCAGAAAACAUCGCCAGGCGCUUGAGAGUGAGCAUGUGUCUGCCCACCUGCACGAGUGGAUUGAUCUGAUAUUUGGCUAUAAACAGCGUGGGUCUGCCGCUGUGGAGGCGCUCAACGUGUUCUACUACUGCACAUAUGAAGGUGCAGUGGAUCUGGAUGCCAUAGCCAAUGAGACUGAACGCAAGGCUUUGGAGGGCAUUAUAAGUAACUUUGGGCAAACACCUUGUCAGCUUCUCAAGGAGCCGCAUCCUCCCCGUAUGUUAGCGCAGAGCGCAUCCAGACGGCAGGCACGUAUCGACACACUGCCUCCCAACCUCUUUGAGCAGCUGGAUAAACUGAGAUCGUUCGUGGAGGUGGUGAAUGAUGGUGUGCCUCUAGUUCAGGCUAUGGUGCCCAGGAAUCAGACUCACUCCUUCAUCAUACCGGGGUCCGAUGUGCUGGUGACUGUGAGCUCUAAAGGACAGAUUGGAACACACAGCUGGCUGCCCUACGACAAGAACAUCGCCAAUUAUUUCACUUUUACUAAGGACCCCACGAUGAGCAAUCCGAAAACUCAUCGGUUCCUGAGUGGACCCUUCUCCCCAGGGGUGGACAUGGGGGCCCAGGUGCUGGUGGUGUCCACUGACGCCCGCCUGCUGUUCAGCGGGGGGCACUGGGACUGCAGCCUCCGUGUCACCACACUGGCCAAGGCCAAACUAGUGGGCAGGAUCUGCCGUCAUGCAGAUGUGGUGACGUGUCUGGCUUUGGACCUGUGUGGUAUCUACCUCAUCUCAGGCUCUCGUGACACCACCUGCAUGGUGUGGCAGGUUCUCCAACAGGGUGGUUUCUCCACUGGUCUAUGUCCACGACCUGUGCAGGUGCUGUGUGGUCAUGAUGUAGAGGUCACCUGUGUCUCCAUAAGCACUGAGCUGGACAUGGCUGUUUCAGGAUCAAAAGAUGGUAUCGUGAUCGUGCACAGCAUCCGACGAGGACAGUAUCUCCGCACGCUGCGUCCUCCCUGCGAGAGCUGCGUUUCUGUCCGUGUAAACCAACUGCAGGUGGGAAUGGAGGGUCACAUGGUGGCACAGUCUGUCCUGGAGGGCUGCUCUGGUGGGAAGGAGAAGUGUGCACUGCAUGUGUACUCUGUGAACGGCACACUGUUGGCGUCCUCGGUGCUGGAGGAGCCAGUGUCGGCGCUGUAUAUGGUUUCUGACUACCUCAUACUGGGCACACUACAGGGCAACUUGCACAUUAAAAAUCUGUUCAGCUUAGAGCAGGCUACUAAGCCCUUGGCGCUGAAGCUCCCUAUUCGCAGUGUAUCAGUCACCAAGGAGAGCAGUCACAUUCUGGUGGGACUGGAGGACGGCAAACUCAUCGUUGUGGGAGCUGGAAAACCAGAGGAGGUGCGCUCAGGCCAGUUCUCUCGGCGUCUCUGGGGAUCUACACGCAGAAUCUCUCAGGUGUCUUCAGGAGAGACUGAAUACAACCCUACUGACCAUGCUGGGAAAUGAGCAUACACACUCCGCAUGCCUUCAACAGCACUCUUUAUACACACACACACACACACACACACACACACACCUGAGAUGUUGACCCUGUAGACAGGUCUGCAUACUUAGGGCUGCUGCUCUGGUUUUAUGGAUUAAAGCAGAGUCACCCAAAGCUGCACUUUUUAAAAACAAGCAAAAGGAAAAGGGACAUUUCUAUUUUAUUAUAUUGGACUGUUUUUUUUUGUUGUUGUUUUUAGAAGUAAUCAUUCCAAAGCGUGAGAAUCUGAGAAAGGCUUACACUCACCUGAACUGGGAUGUGAGAGUGGAUUCAGUCUCGGAGCCAGGAAUUCUGGAAUAACAGGACGUCCUGACACACACCAUGUACGCUGGGGACGAAGCUAAAGACACACAGACCUCUCUUGAGCUGCUGGUUGUGGCCGGAGUGUGUCGUCAUCUGUCAAGCAGCCCACACACUGAUAUAUUAACAGGAUCUUUUAGCAUUGUGUGUGUAAGGAAUAGAGAGAGAGGAAAGAAAGAAAGAGCAUUCGCUUCUUUUUUUUUUUUUUUUUUUUUAAUGUGUGUGUGAGAGUGUGUGGGUGAAUAUCCCGUGGUUGCACGCAGUUGCUUAAAGCAAUUAUCAAAGCACAUUUAGUUAACUUUCGCUUGAUAUUUUGCUCUUAAUGCACCUCGAGAUUCAAAAGACUUGUAAAAUUUGUGCCUUUAACGAAAAUUUCUGUCUGUUACUACACUGUUAGACAAAUCUAUGUUUGUAAUGGCGUAUUUUUGCGUCGCACUCGUUUGUGUCGUUUUUGUAGCGGGCUUACGCACUGGUUGCAGGUUUUUGUUUGGGUUUUUUUUUGUUUUGUGUGUGUGUAAAAAAAAAAAAAAGUGCCUCUCUGAUUCCUGUGUUAAAAUGCAUCGCUUUGGAAGAGUAUAUUUUAUUCAAUUCUCAUCGUCGUCGUUGCUCUUCGUUCCUGCGUGUCUUCUGCUUUCAAGUGCCUCAAAGACUAAAAUGAUUCAAAACAAUGAAUCUUAGCAAUACAUGAAACUGCUUUUACACUUGUCGUGUAAAUGUGAGUCUUGGCGUUAAGCGUUUCGAGUCGCCCGCACUGGUAUGUUUUUCUUUUCUUUUCUUUUUAUGGUGAAACACUCGAUCCUUUGAAGAGUGUUGUGAGUCUGUAGAACACAUGGGAAUGCAGCCAUGCUGAGCUCGAGCUGCACUGUCCCCCUCCCCAUCCCUUGGCCCUAUGGACUGCCGCUCAGCACACAUCCUUUUUUUUUUUUACCACCCAGCUUUCCCUGCUCGUCUUUUCUACUAUAAUACAGGUCAAACACUGGCAAGCGCGAAAUGUUUGAUGCCUUUUAAAGCCUUCACCACUGCUGUUUUGUUCGACUGGACCCACGCCACCUCUUCACGCACUUUUUUUUUUUUAAAUUCCUGUUACAAUCUGAAGCAAUGUACUCAAGUUUGUGUUUCUCAUUUGUUGUGAACACUGCUGUGCAGAGUGAAUGAGUCUUUUCAUGUUAGCACCAUUGCCUUCUAUUCAUGCCUUGCACUCCGCGUAAACACAGCGGGAAUAAACGAUGUGACGAGAUGCCCUGCGGUGAGCUCUGGCACGCACACUGUUGGGAGUUUUGUCUUCACACCAAUUCAUAUCGCUGCGUUCGGUCUUGUAGCUGGCUGGUGUUUAUUAACCGCCGCAAACUUUGCAUCUGUGAUCCUUUUUUUGUUCUUGUUUUUUUUUUUUUUUCCCCCAUAUGUGUAAGAGUGGGUGUGUAUGAACAUGAAAUACAUCUUGUUUCUUUCUUUCAA
This is a messenger RNA of Silurus meridionalis, 10601 nucleotides long. RefSeq names its product neurobeachin-like 2 (gene nbeal2). NCBI's taxonomy places the organism in Eukaryota, Metazoa, Chordata, Actinopteri, Siluriformes, Siluridae. Bases 425 to 8809 code for a protein of 2794 amino acids. Gene Ontology annotation, molecular function: protein kinase binding. Gene Ontology annotation, cellular component: cytosol; membrane. The transcript is spliced from 55 exons. The record is from RefSeq and is a predicted model, not a curated record. Gene Ontology annotation, biological process: intracellular protein localization.